This is a messenger RNA of Nicrophorus vespilloides, 738 nucleotides long. Its product is annotated as extensin-3. The record is from RefSeq and is a predicted model, not a curated record. Bases 1 to 675 code for a protein of 224 amino acids. NCBI's taxonomy places the organism in Eukaryota, Metazoa, Arthropoda, Insecta, Coleoptera, Silphidae. The transcript has 4 exons.
AUGGAUUUGGAAGUUUUGUUAGCAGAAACAGAGUUUACUGCAUUAACAAAUACAUUUUAUGUGGUAUCAGCUUUAUUGGCGGCGGCGUACGCUCGUCCAGAGCCGCCAAUCGGGGGUGGAGGUGGCUACAGCUACAGCGCCCCUAGCGCCCCCAGCAACUCGUACAGCGCCCCUAGCAACUCGUACAGCGCCCCUAGCAACUCGUACAGCGCCCCGAGCGGUUCGUACGGCGCACCGGCGCCACAAUACGGAGCGCCGGUUCAGCAACCCACCGUGCACAAGCACGUCUACGUUCACGUACCACCACCAGAGCCAGAAUACCAUGCCCCAAGGAAACCCAUCCACGUGGCACCACCACAGAAACACUACAAGAUCAUCUUCAUCAAGGCUCCAGCACCACCAGCGCCGACCGCCCCAGUAAUUCCAGUUCAACCGCAGAACGAAGAAAAGACUUUGGUCUACGUGCUGGUGAAGAAGCCGGAGGACGCACCGGAAAUCACCAUCCCAACCCCAGCGCCGACACAACCCAGCAAACCGGAAGUCUACUUCAUCAGAUACAAGACCCAGAAACAAGAGGGAUACCCUGAGAGCGGAGUACCGCAGAACCAAUACGGUCCACCAUCCAAUCCACCACCAAGCACCGAAUACGGCGCCCCCUCGAGCGGUGGUUAUUAAGCGCCCUCUCUGUUUCCAUUAUGAUGUACAUAUUAUCAUUUAGGAUUAAGGCGGGGGAACGCC